CUCUGCCUCCCUUGGUCUGUUCUGGCCCUGAUGUAGGUUAGUACCUCUGUGAGUCCUGACAGCGACCCAUCCAGCACCAGCACCUCCCCACCGCCAGGCGCUCCUCCAUUCACGCAGCCAGUUCCUCGUCCCCUCCUGUUGUCUCUUCCCAUGUUACAACCCUCCCUCACCCGCACUCCAACUGCCGGCCGCCUGCCCUGCCAGCCAAAUUCACCUCCGCCUCGCGCGAUUUCCUUGCAUCGCUACCGUUCGCAACACCAUUCCUGCGUCGACUCCGAGACCAAACAGCACGCCGCAAGUGCGCGCCGCCGCCGCCGCCCCGAUUCACCUUGGGAGCCCGACACGGACUGCUACCCGAGCCCGGCGCCCCCUUCGAGCCCGCCGCCGACAGCGACCCGCCUCGCCGCGCGCAGACCGAGUCUCUCCCUCGCCGAGCUGUCGUUAACGGCGAGAUCCACGACCUGACGUAAAGUACGCUUCAGUCACGACACCUGCCACCCGGUGGAUCUCCUCCAUACCUCGACCGCGCUGCUGCGUCGCGAUUGCGCAUUUCAGGCCUCGCCGCCGUUGUAGCUGUGGCGUGACCCCCCCCUCAAUCUCAGCCCGACUUGUCACCGUUACGCCGACGGGAAUUUCCUGCGGCUCGUUCAAGCCACGGCAUCGUCUCGUCAGCCUUCAUUGCGCCCGCCAGCACCGCUUCGACACGAAUAAAUGGUCUCAAGUCGACUCAUAUCCGCUCGCUCUGCUGGUUGACCAUAUCCUAGCGUCAGCGCGGCCGCUUCCACGCGAUUGAGCUGUUGCAGGGGCCAGGAUCUAACGGUGGCUGUAAAUCAGAGCAACAUCAGUUGGGACCCGUCUCCCUUUCCACUGUUCAUCAACGCACUGGUCUCACGCCAUGCCCGUCAUGCUCCAACCAUCGCGGGCCUCGACGGCCUCCUCGUCGUCUUUCCAGCCGCUGACACGCCAGAACACCAUGUCAUCUUAUGAUGGCACCCGCUCUGCGCGUCAAUCGAAGCGGUAUUCCAUGUCCGCGCUCUACAUGUCCAUGUCGGCGAAUGAGGGCGAGAUGCAAAUUGAGGACGAUCUGGCCAAAGCCCAAAAAGUGCUUCGAGAACUUAAGUCAAAGAUAUCUUCGCAAUCCAAAAAGAAUUUUGUCCUCGAAAAGGACGUUCGGUAUCUCGACUCGCGUAUCGCGCUGUUAAUCCAGAACCGCAUGGCUCUCGAAGAGCAAAAUGAAGUCGCGAGCCACCUCGAGGAUGCCACCGAUAUGCAGGAGGGCUUCUUCCCCAACGACGACAAGACGCAAAAGUACGGCAACUUGAUGUUCUUGCUCCAGUCGGAGCCGCGACAUAUUGCCCACCUUUGCAGGCUCGUGUCGAUGGCGGAGAUCGACUCUUUGCUGCAAACCGUCAUGUUUACCAUCUACGGUAACCAGUACGAGAGCCGUGAGGAGCACCUCCUGCUCACCAUGUUCCAGUCUGUCCUGACGUUUCAAUUCGACCACACGCCUGACUACUCCUCCCUUCUCAGGGCCAACACUCCCGUGUCGAGAAUGAUGACGACAUACACUCGACGAGGCCCUGGCCAGAGCUUCCUGAAGACGGUUCUGGCUGAUAGAAUCAACAGCUUGAUUGAGCUGAAGGACCUGGACCUCGAGAUCAACCCGCUGAAAGUGUACGAGCGCAUGAUUGAGCAGAUUGAGGAGGAUACCGGCACACUGCCACCGCACCUACCCAAGGGCAUAACUGCUGAGCAAGCCGCCGAAAACCACCAGGUUCAGGCCAUCAUAGAGCCCAGGUUGACAAUGCUGACCGAAAUCGCCAAUGGCUUUCUGACGACCAUCAUAGAUGGUUUGGAGGAGGCGCCUUACGGCAUUCGCUGGAUCUGCAAGCAGAUUCGCAGCCUCACCAAGCGCAAAUACCCCGAUGCGAACGACCAGGUUAUCUGUACCCUAAUCGGCGGCUUCUUUUUCCUCCGCUUCAUCAACCCGGCCAUUGUGACGCCCAAGUCGUACAUGCUGAUUGACGGAACGCCUGCCGAGCGGCCACGCCGGACGCUCACACUCAUUGCCAAGAUGCUUCAGAAUCUCGCCAACAAGCCCUCGUACGCCAAGGAGCCGUACAUGGCGAAGCUGCAGCCAUUUAUUCAACAGAACAAAGACCGCAUCAAUAAGUUCAUGCUUGACCUGUGCGAGGUCAGCGACUUCUACGAGAGUCUCGAGAUGGACAACUAUGUCGCGCUGUCGAAGAAGGAUCUGGAGCUUGAUAUCACGCUCAACGAGAUCUACGCCAUGCACUCUUUGAUCGACAAGCACCAGCAAGAAAUGUGUCGGGACGAGAACUCCCACCUCGCCAUCAUCAUCGCCGAGCUCGGUCCGGCUCCCUCCCAGGUGCCGCGCAAAGAGAACAGGGUAAUCAACUUGCCGCUUUUCAGCAGGUGGGAAACAGCAAUCGAUGACCUGACGGCCGCGCUGGACAUCACGCAGGAGGAAGUGUUCUUUAUGGAAGCCAAAUCCAUCUUUGUGCAAAUAAUGCGCUCCAUCCCUCAGAGCAGCGCGGUUCUGCGGCGACCUCUGCGUCUCGAGCGAGUCGCAGACGCCGCAGCGACAAGCCGCAACGAUGCCGUCAUGGUUCGCAAGGGCAUACGGGCGAUGGAACUACUCUCGCAGCUUCAGGAAUUAGGCGUCAUUGACAAGAGCGACCAGUUCGACCUCCUGCGCGAUGAAGUGGAGCAGGAGCUACAGCACCUCGGCUCCCUCAAAGAGGGCGUCAUUGCCGAGACGGCCAAACUGGAGGAGGUGUACAAGACGAUCCGUGACCACAACACCUACCUGGUCGGCCAGCUGGAGACGUACAAGAGCUACUUGCACAACGUGCGCUCUCAGAGCGAGGGAACGAAACGGAAGCAGCAGAAACAGCAGGUGCUCGGCCCGUACAAGUUCACACACCAGCAACUGGAGAAGGAGGGCGUGAUCCAGAAGAGCAAUGUCCCAGAUAACAGAAGGGCAAACAUCUACUUCAACUUUACGAGCCCUCUGCCCGGCACGUUUGUGAUCUCGCUUCACUACAAGGGUCGAAACCGGGGCCUCCUGGAGCUGGACCUCAAGCUCGAUGACCUUCUUGAGAUGCAAAAGGACAACCAGGAUGAACUCGACCUUGAAUACGUCCAGUUCAACGUGCCCAAGGUGCUGGCCCUUCUCAACAAGCGAUUCGCCCGCAAGAAGGGGUGGUAAGAACGACUCGACGAUGCCACACGCACUUCACGCAUGUACCACGACUAUCUCCACGAGGCACCCCCGGCGUUAUGGACAACAUCUUGAUACCACGACACGUUUCACCUUAUCGCUUGCACCGUUGCCUCGACACAUGUUGAACACAUUGGAGGACUGCCAACUUUGUUUUGUUUCGUUCUUAAGUCGGCAAGGUGCGCCGCUACAUAGCCACCCAUCACGUAAUAGCCUUUUGUGGCAGGAGUCGGAGACUGCCUCUGGAGCAAGGACAACGGCUGGCCCGGUGUGCAAAGGGGCCGGGAUGUGUCUCAAUUCGUUUAUGCGCUGUUUUCUCUUUUUGCCCCUGCGGUCUGCGAGUGAUAAUGACUCGCGCAGGUACGUUGGACGUGGGACCCGACUCGUCGGUUGCUUGGAUGGUAGUGACGGCCAAUGACGAUGCGGUUUUGUUUUCUUUAAUGCGGUUACAUGUUUUGCUUGGGUCGGCUCAGUGUCUUGAGUAUUUGAGCAUGGAUUACGCUGUUUGACCCGUAGCACCGGGUCGAAGGGCGAGGCUGGCGCCGAUCCGCGGAUGCUGAGUGUUGAAAAACAACUAUUUGCUAGGAGUUUGCAGUUCACUGUACGAUACAAAGUCCUCGUCUGGGGUACUCUCCUAUCUACUGCUAUCCAAAUGCUG
Molecule: messenger RNA, 3902 nt
Organism: Purpureocillium takamizusanense
Lineage: Eukaryota; Fungi; Ascomycota; Sordariomycetes; Hypocreales; Ophiocordycipitaceae
Gene: gap1
Product: RasGAP protein
Exons: 5
Coding region: 896-3232 (778 amino acids)
Biological process (GO): regulation of GTPase activity; regulation of actin cytoskeleton organization
Cellular component (GO): cell cortex
Molecular function (GO): GTPase activator activity; protein binding
Source: RefSeq, a predicted model, not a curated record